GAACCCCGCGACGGAGUUCGUCUAUCCCCCUUAUAAUGCCACAAAGUGGCAGAGUGGAUGAAGUUGCAGAGGGAGAAAAUGUUGGGUGGUUCUGCUUCAAUGUCCACUGACGGGGCUGGUAUUGAUGAUGACGCUAAAGGGUCACAAGUUGCCACUCUUGUAUCUCGAAUAUCGGAGUUGUUUAUCCCUGUCCUGGAAAAGUUAGGAACCCAUACGAACCAUUGGUGGUGCCUAGUUAUAUCUGCAGAUCCUCCAACCAUUUACGUGAUUGACUCCUUACACAGUAAUCCCGUGGAACAGCGUAAAAGUGUAAUUGAUAAAAUGAUAAUUGGGGUAGAGAAAAUGCUCUUUGGCGAUGAAGGUGGGCAUAGUUGGGGGCAACUUCUUUCAUGGGAUAGGAGGCGGAUGGAUAUAGACAUCCAGGAAGACAACCAUAGUUGCGGUGUCCGUAUGCUGCUAUCUAUCAAGGAGUUUGCAGAAGGUUUUGAGGCGCUCCGUAUUACCGACAUGGAAGAAGCUCGUCGGCUAUUGUUCACCCAGGAUGUUCUUAGUCCCUAUAAUGUGGUACGUGAUCAUGUCAUUGAAUUAGUGAAUGACACAAAUAAGAAGAGGAAAACGUAAUUAUCCUCAUACUGCGAUUGUAUGCUAAUAAGACUCGAUGAGGAUCCCUAAUGAGGGGUCGAUCAGAACGUAGUUGUAUUACCAUAAAACUUUGUUGGGCCUUGUAGUUUAGAAUAAGAAACAUUUUUUAGUCAAUCGUGUUGUGGAAUGCACAACCAUUAACCCAAGUGUAUACCAAUGGGCUUUAAUUGAGUGCUGAGCCCAGUAUGGUUCAUAUGCCCAAAUCAAAACUGGAUUGUCACUACAUUAUUGCAAAUAUGUAAUGUUACGUAGGUAUUAUUUAGACAUUUAAUUUGGACUUGGUGUAUUGAGUAGUGAUCCAAUAAU
Molecule: messenger RNA, 948 nt
Organism: Spinacia oleracea (spinach)
Lineage: Eukaryota; Viridiplantae; Streptophyta; Magnoliopsida; Caryophyllales; Amaranthaceae
Exons: 4
Coding region: 58-621 (187 amino acids)
Biological process (GO): proteolysis
Molecular function (GO): cysteine-type peptidase activity
Source: RefSeq, a predicted model, not a curated record